AGGGGAGUAAGCCUGAGCCAGCCAAAGACUGGAAAUCAGUGCUGAGGAGGAGCAAGGGAAGGAGGCAGGACUGAGGCUGAUCACACACAAAGGCUCCAGAGACAGACAGGGAGAAACCCAGAGGUAGACGCUGGGAUAUGUACACACUCAAGUUAGUGAGAGAGCUGAAUGUCAUAGGAGGGACAGCAGAGUGCUAGGGACCUAAGUGGAAGGAAGACGGAGAGAAUUCUUGGUGGCACAGAGGGGCAGGAGGUGGGCAACCAAGGAGGGCACAGCGAAAAGGCAUGAAAUGCCCGGCUUCUGGAGCACGAUAUGCGGGGGGAAGAAGAAGAAGUAUCAGGAGGAACCUGAAGUGGUGGCUGAACAGGUUCAAUGCACCAAGAGCCACGAGCCUCUCACAACCUUCAAGAAAAUGGCCUUGUCUGAUGACGAAGAUGUGAAAAUCAUGCAUAAUGGCACCCAGCUAUGGAAAAUAAAGCCAGGAUGGCAACAGCAAAGACUUUACCGGCUUGAGUCUGAUGGUAUGACCAUCUGGUACCAGAGCCGGGCGAAAAAGGCUCGCUCCAAGCAGAUCUUCUCCAUCUUACACAUCGAGUCUGUUCGCGAAGGGCGUCAGUCAGAAGGGCUACGAAGAAAUGGCCGCCGCUUCCCAGAGAGUUGCUGCUUCAGUAUUUCCUUUAUGGGGAGGAGAAAAAACCUGGACCUGGCCGCCAGUAGUGAACAAGAAGCCCAAAGUUGGAUCCAUGGGCUGCAGAAACUCAUGGAAAGAGCCAUAGCCAUGAGCCAGCGGGAGAAGUUAGUCCAUUGGAUCCGAGAUUAUCUGCAUCAGGCGGACAGAGACGGAGAUGAGAAGAUGAGUUUUCAAGAAGUGAAGGACAUGCUGAGGAUGAUCAACAUUGAUAUGAAUGACAUCUACGCCUACACACUCUUUAAGAAAUGUGACCGCUCCAACACCGACAGGCUGGAGGACCAUGAAAUCGAAGAGUUCUGUACUCAGCUCAUGUACCGGCCCGAGCUGGAAGAAAUAUUUCACCAGUAUUCCGGUGAGGAUCGGGUCCUCUCUGCAGAGGAGUUACAGGAGUUCCUGCACCACCAGGGGGAAGAAGCCACCUUAGAAAGGGCGCGGGAGAUUAUUCACAAGUAUGAGCUGAAUGAGAAAGCCAAGCAGCAUGACCUGAUGAUGCAGGAGGGCUUCAUGAUGUACCUGCUGUCCACAGAGGGAGACAUCUUUAGUGAAAAACACAGGAAAGUCUAUCAGGAUAUGAAUCAACCCCUAAGCCAUUACUUCAUCUCCAGCUCCCAUAACACCUACCUAACCAACCACCAGCUGGUGGGAACCAGCAGCACCGAAUCCUAUAUCAGGGCGUUUAUGGAUGGCUGCCGCUGUGUAGAGCUUGACUGUUGGGAGGGGACCAAUGGGGAGCCAGUCAUUUACCAUGGACACACAUUCACCUCGAAGAUCCUCUUCAAAGAUGUCAUAGCCACCAUUAAACACUACGCAUUCAAAUAUUCCCCAUAUCCAGUCAUUUUGUCCAUUGAGAAUCACUGUGGGCUGGAGCAGCAAAUGACGAUGGCUCAUCAUCUUCGUACCAUCCUCGGGGACACAUUACUAACCCAACCAUUAGGUGAUUUGGACCCUUCACAGCUCCCAUCCCCCGAGGCAAUGAAGGGGAAGAUCUUGGUGAAAGGCAAGAAGCUGAGUGAGCGUAGAUUAGCAGAGGAUGAAGAAGGAAAGGCUCGGAUGGACACGGCUCAGGAACUUUCUGACUUGGUAAUAUACUGCCAGAGUGUGGAGUAUCGGGAUCAGCCGGGCAGUGUGUGUGAGAUGAGCUCGUUCAGCGAGGACAAAGUGCGCCGACUGAUGAAGGAGUCUGGAAAUCAAUUGGUUCGCUACAAUACCCGGCAGCUUAGUCGUAUUUACCCUGACGCAUUGCGAGCCGGCUCUUCCAACUACAGCCCUCAGGAAAUGUGGAAUGCUGGCUGCCAGCUUGUGGCACUGAAUUUUCAGACCCCGGGGCACAAGAUGGAUCUGAACCAAGGCCGAUUUCAGGACAAUGGUUGGUGUGGAUACGUGCUGAAACCAGAGUUCCUCCGGAGAGAAGAUACAUGCUUUAACCCAGAAGACCUCAGCAGCAAGAUGAAGAUUCUGAAUAUCAAGAUCAUUUCAGCUCAGCAACUUCCAAAACUAAACCAGGAAAAUCCGAAUUCAAUAGUUGAUCCAUUUAUCCGAGUUGAGAUUCACAGUCUGGGGAGGAAGAGGGAGCAGGAGACGACCUACAUCCUCAACAACGGAUUUAACCCCACAUGGAACGAGUCCCUUCGACUGGAAGUCCUCUGCCCAGACCUGGCGCUGGUCAGAUUUGUGGUGGAAGAUUACGACAAGACAUCCAGUAAUGACUUUGUGGGACAGUACACAGUGCCAUUCCUCAGCCUGAAGCAAGGAUACCGCCAUGUCCACAUGCUUUCUAAGGAUGGAGCCUCCUUGUCUCCAGCUACACUGUUUGUACACCUGCACAUCGAAGACCCUUGAGGGUCUGGAUCCAACUCAUAGCCUAGUGGCUAAAGCAAUAACUGUGCUCCAUCUUAGUCCUUAUUGUCGAGAUGUUCUAGAACAAAGUGACCUUCAGAACCCUCAGGGGUCCACAUCCUGGCUUCAGAUCUCCACGUACAAGAUGGUGCCCCUUUCUCUAAGGUGCUGUGCCAGCCAGGUCCUCCCUGUGCCUUAUCCUUAGUGAUGUCACCGGCAUUCCAGAAGCCAUGAUACAGGGUCUUACACAAGCUCUAAAACCAAGCAGGAGGUUUCAAUCAAAUCAGUAUUAUUCUACAAGCCUCGUUUUAAAAGGACGCGUAUUUGAUACACAACGUCAUUAUUUAGCUGUCUAUAAAAAAUUUGACUGAAGUUAAAGUCAGUACAGGAAAUAUUUUGGAAUCAUCCAUUGGGUGCCACUUCUCUGUCCCAGUAGUGGUGAUGUUGCCAUUGAGAAAGGAGUCUUGCUUGCCCCAUUAGGAUUUCAUUUUUUUUUACACCAGAAGGAAAACGCAGAGGUUCUGAUUUGGAGAAUCCACCACUGUCCACCCGAACUUGCUGGACUCCUUUUUUCAAACAAAUCUUGUAUGGUCCAGAUUGAUGUUGGCCGAAUAUGAAGUCUUUGCUAUAUGGCUUCUUAGAAACACUCAGGUCCUUAUUUCUGUUCUGAUACACAGACCUUGCACUAAUGAUAAUCGCAUGCGGAACAGAGGUCAGAUAUACACAGAUCAAUCAUAGCAUUAUGACCACCCACUACGACUCAUCGAGGUAUGGACUCCACUAGACCUCUCAAGCUAUGCUGUGGUGGUAUCUACCACCAAGCCCUCAAUAGCAGAUCCUUUAAGUCCUGUAAGUUGGGAGAUGGAGCCUCCAUGGAUUGGGUAUGUUUUUUCCAACACAUCCUAAAAAUGCUCAAUUGGAUUGUGAUCUGGAGAAUUUGGUGGGCAAGCCAACACCCCUUCUUGAAUUCAUCAGACCAGGCCACCUCCUUCCAUUACUCCACGGUCCAAUUCUGAUGCUCACAUGCCUAUUGUAAGUUCUUGUGGCUGUGGACACGGGUCAGCAUGGG
Molecule: messenger RNA, 3596 nt
Organism: Rana temporaria (common frog)
Lineage: Eukaryota; Metazoa; Chordata; Amphibia; Anura; Ranidae
Gene: PLCD3
Product: phospholipase C delta 3
Exons: 15
Coding region: 290-2530 (746 amino acids)
Biological process (GO): intracellular signal transduction; lipid metabolic process
Molecular function (GO): calcium ion binding; phosphatidylinositol-4,5-bisphosphate phospholipase C activity
Source: RefSeq, a predicted model, not a curated record